AUGCCAUACACUUUACCUGGUUCUUUGCAUCCGAACAACAAGGGAGCCAUAGCAUGGAACGAAAAAGGUCUUUUGGCUUACGGUUCUCAUUACACCUUGGUUAUUGUCGAUGUGAUGAGGAGAAGGAUUAUCCAAACUUUGGAAAAUCAUACUGCAGCGAUAAAUUAUGUUUCGUGGGCUCCAGAAGAAGAUUUUGGGACAUCAUUGGAAGGUUUGGAAAGAUGCGCUUCUGCGGACGUUAGUGGUCAAAUCAUUGUUUGGAAUGUUUUUGAAGGAACAGAUAUUUCUUGCUUUCGACACGAAAAUUCCUCUCUUAGAACUAUUUCAUGGUUCCCAUGGGAAGACACAAAGCGAGAUUUUUUGCUAGCUUUGCAUUCUCCUGGGACUUUGAUCUUAUGGAACACUUCAACUGGCGAUAAAGUUUGGAGUAUUUCAUACGAUAGUCAACUCGAUGUUUUCGCAUUAGAUCCGUAUGAUUCAAGAAAUUUAGCAUUUGGUGUAGUGGAUGGUUCUAUUCUUCUCAUAGAUGAAGUUUAUCUGCAUAAGGCUCCAUCUUCAAAAGCGUGCAGGCUUACUGUAUUUCCCAGCGGCUCUAACGUUUGUCAUUUACAGUACCACAAUGCUUUUCAAGAUAUACUCUUUGCAGCUUCUUUAACAGAGCUUGUUUGCAUGGAAACAGUUUGCCGGUGUGUUUUGUGGAGGUAUACGUUAGAAGCACCACUUCUUAAUAUCCUUUGUUGUGCUGAGCGUGAUGCUAUAUUUACUGUGCAUACGAGUGGAUUGGUAGUGUUGAGGAACUGUUCAAUUGUGCCUGGUGGAGACAGAUGGAUGUCCUGUUUUACCUAUGAAAAAAUAAUGACUGCAGAGACUCAAAGGCAGUCGUUGCAUCAUCGUCUUUUUGCAGUGGCUUUUUGUCCUGUAACUCAAACUUCGAUGGCUUUUCUUUAUAAUUCUGGUCGAAUUGCUUUUUAUCAGAUGGCAUUUGAGGACAGCGCCAGUUUGAAAUGUUAUAGGGCGCAGUUUAUUACAGAUUUUAUAGGUGUUAACGAGAAGCUUCAAAAUUCGGCUCUUGGUGCUUUGAGACUAUCUAAUAUUGGUGAGAUGUUUUCUCUCGGGCAAGGCGCUUCGACAGUUUGCAUGCGUCCUAUUGAUGCUUUGGAGGGCGAAAAUGAGCCUCAUUUGGCAGCUAUCGGGAAUAAUCAUGGAGUCAUACAUCUAGUGGAUGUCUUAAAUUCUAUAGUUUAUAAGGAGUUACACGUGCAUGGAUGCCCAAUAAAGUUUGUUUGCUCACCUGUAAAUAGUUUAUAGUA
Molecule: messenger RNA, 1310 nt
Organism: Enterobius vermicularis (human pinworm)
Lineage: Eukaryota; Metazoa; Nematoda; Chromadorea; Rhabditida; Oxyuridae
Source: the annotation of a GenBank genome assembly